UGACAGAUUCACACUGAAGCGGCGCCGGUGUGAGGGCAGCUCACUCUAAACACACAGCUGCUGGAAGACUCUAUUUUUCUGUGGAGUUUAUUUUUAAUUUAAUUUUUAUUAUUUUUUUAUUACUUUUAAUUUAUACCCAUUGUAUCUUUUCUUCUUCUUCUGGAAAAAAUGUGCUGUCACGCAAGACGAGUUGUGUAGGAGGAAAAAGAAGAUUGGAGAAAGUGCGCACUCUCUAGCACUGUUCAAAAGUGCAAAAGGCUGCACACACACACCUGCACUAACACACACACAAGAGUUUAGGAUCAUCAUCAUCAUCAUCAUCAUCAUCUUAUCUCCAUCCCUAACUCCUGCCAUGCGCUCUCAGUACCAGCUCGCGCUCUUCUUCAUCCUGCUCUGCCCAGUCAACAUCAUCGGCAUGUGGUGGGCAGUGGGCAGUCCCCUGGUCAUGGAUCCUAACAGUAUCUGCAGGAAGACGAAGCGUUUGGGCAGUAAGCAGGCCGAUCUGUGUCAGAAUCAUCCGGAAAUCGUGGCAGAAGUGGUGAAAGGAGCGAGGCUCGGAGUGAGAGAGUGUCAGUACCAGUUCCGCUUCCGACGCUGGAACUGCACCAGCCACAACAAGUACUUCGGAAAAAUCCUACAACAGGAUAUCCGGGAGACGGCGUUCGUGUAUGCCAUCACGGCGGCCGGAGUGACUCAUGCAGUAACUCAGGCCUGCAGCAUGGGGGAGCUGCUGCAGUGUGGCUGUGAGGCUCCGCCCCCUCGCCAAGCCGAAGCUCCACCCAUUGUUGAUGGGGCAUGGGACGGGGACGGGGCCUGGGAGUGGGGGGGUUGUGGAGAUGAUGUGGAGUUCGGCUACGAGAAAUCCAAACAGUUUAUGGACGCCAAGCGCAGAAAGGGCAAGAGUGACAUCCGCACUCUCAUCGACCUGCACAACAAUGAGGCCGGACGCCUGGCAGUGAAGAACUACAUGAGGACUGAAUGCAAAUGUCAUGGGCUGUCAGGUUCCUGCACACUGCGUACCUGCUGGAAGAAGUUGCCACGGUUCCGGGAAGUGGGCGACCGUCUUCUAGAGCGCUUCAAUGGCGCAUCAAAGGUGAUGGGAGGCAAUGAUGGAAAGACACUGAUUCCUGUCGGCCAGAACAUAAAAGCACCAGAUAAACAGGAUCUGAUCUAUUCGGCUGAGUCGCCUGACUUCUGUCUUCCAAACAGGAAGACGGGUUCUCCAGGGACCAGGGGGAGAACUUGCAACAGCACAGCAUUGGACGUGAGUGGCUGUGACCUACUGUGCUGUGAGAGAGGGUAUCGAGACGAAGUUGUCGUUCUGGAGGAGAACUGCCUCUGUCGGUUCCACUGGUGUUGCGUCGUCCAGUGUAAAAAGUGUUCAGUCCGCAAGGAACUCAGCCUCUGUCACUAAGUUCUUACCUGGUGGGCAAUCUAGAACUACAUUGUCCAGUUGAUGUUUGCAGAUUACCUGGCUUGUCUGCUUGGGGACAUUGACUGUCUUGCUACAGAACUUCAAUUGUGUACUCUCCUGAUGGAGUUCCAGAUUACUGCCUCAUCAGGUGGAGAAUCUAGAACAUGGACUGUUCCAGAACAUGAUUUACCUACAGAGGAUUCAUUAGAUGUGAACUGUUCUGUUGUUUGGUCUAGAUAAACCAUUCUCUUGCAGGGGAAUCUAGAAUGCUGAGGAUUUUGUUGGAUUGUAUCCUGUCUUGAUAGAGUUCCAUUUUACUAAUUGAUCAAUUGGAGAAUCUAGAACGUAUAUAGGCUGGCUUGUGGCAGAGUAACAAUCAAAUCCAGAUACUUCUGCUUAAGUUCUAGACUUCCCUUUCAAACAUUCUAUACACUACAUGUUCUGAUGGAGCUUUUCCACACUGACUCAGCUGGUGGAUAUUUUUGAAUGCUGACUCACUUUUAUGAACAUGAUUUUUUGAUUUACUUUUACAAAUAUCUCAGCUGGGGACUGUUGAAGUUCCAAGUCAUUAACUGAGCUGGUGAAAAAUCUGGACUGCUUGGUUAAAGAACUCUUAAGGUGCUGAAUCAAGAUCACUGACAUGAUAUUCCACAAGUGGCUUACUUGCAGAAUGAUCUAAAAUGCACACUCUUCUGAAGAAGUUCUAGAGUAUUGACUUACCUAAUGGAGAUUCAAUAACAGUGACUCAGUAGGUGGAGAAUCUAGACUGUGAACUGACUUCUUGCUGUUACAGAAUGUGACUUCUGCAGAGGGAUGACCAAAGAUGGACUCUUCACUUGAUGUUCUACAUAACUCUAAAACAUCUUCUGCUUAAGUUCUAAAACACAGACUCACCCAGUGGAGCUCUAGAACACUGAAUCUUCUAAUAGAGCUUUACCAACCUGACUUAUCUAGAUGAAAAUCUAGGGGAAAAAAACUACUUAAAGUUCUCAAAGUCUACUUCACUACAUGGAGAAUUUCCAGUGCUGACUGACAUUCCAAGUGGAAAUACUAGAACUUGUACUGUUCAAAUUCUAGAUCACUGACUCCUUUGCAGAUCCUGAUUUUUUCUAGAAGGUUCUGCAGGAGAACUGAGAGUAAAUAGACGUUUUAAUACUUCAAAGUUAAACUGUACUCUUCUCCUUAGAAUGAACUUCAAAACACCAAUGUUUAUUUGUUUGAUAGUUAAUUUUCAACUCUGACUCUAAACCCUUGCAGUCCAAGUACAGGCCUAGAGUCACCAGUGAUGAUGCAGAAUGCAGUAUUGGUUCUGCCAGGCAUUAAAAACAUGCGUAUGUUCCUACAUGCAUGUUCUAAUGGAGUAAAAACAAACACUGAGGGACUUGGGGAGAAAAUAUUUGUUGUGGCAGUGUGAAGAAUGCACAGCAUCAAGACAAAGAACAAAGACUUCUAUUUAUACACAAUAACAUGGCGACUACUAACAGAAUGAGAUGUCUCUGGAAUAUUCUGUCCAAAGCACUUUGAAUAUGAGAACUAUGCACAUUGUACUCUAGUGUUUAAUCUUUUUUCUUGUGUAAAACAGCAAUAUGUAAACACCCUUUUAUUUUUAUUGUUUUUUAUUACUAUUAUAUUCUUCAGUUAUUUAAUACAUAGAGCUUUUAUUAUGCACUGGCAUGAUGGCAGUUUUGUUUUCAAACCUUCUAUUCAUUUUUAUCAUUGAUUUUAGAUCACAUUCACCUACCUUAAGCAAAUUGACACUGCUCAUACUACUAUCUAUGUUUUUGUAUUUUGAUAUUCAGACCCACAAUUGCCUAUUUGCAGGAAUUCCCAUGAGCUCCUGUUUAAAGUCAUAAAUGUUUAAAAAUUACAGUUUUUAAAAAUUAAAAUAGCAUUUCUUGUAUUCAAUUCAACAAAGUCACUGCUAUAUUUUCCUCAAGAGAAGGAAACUGAAUCUCAUAAAAUCAAAACAAUGUGGAUGUUGAGUGCAAGAGAAUCUUUGUUUAAAUUACCAGAUUGAAGUGACACGAAUCAGAUUUUCUGAUUUAACAUGACAUAGGUCUGAUUUUUUCAGGACUGUGUGGAUGCAGACUGUGUUUUUUUCAAAUCAGACUUGAGACACUUUUGUAUGUGGUCUGAGAUUAGGUACAUAUCUGAUAAGUGGUCAGAUUAGGAUUCAUGUGGCUUUUUCCCUUGUGGAUGCACAUACUCUACCACUGUCAGUGUCAUUAUCCAGCAUCAGUAGUGAUUAUAUCCAGUGAGAAAAUGUGGAAAUUGAUGAUUUAUUGAUAUUUGAAUAAUUAAAUCAAGCAAAAUUGGGGGAACUGAAACUAAGUAGUGUUCAAAACAACUGCCUGAAAAACUGCUGUGCGCAUGUGGGGCAUUUCAGAGGACAGAUGUGUUCACAUUAAAGACAGAUAUUUCAGAGUCAUUCAAGGGUAAUGUGAACCCUCAACAUAGACAGAUCCAAUCUGAGCCAAAGAAACAACACAAUUCUGCAGUGAAACUGAUGUAAGCGUAACCUUGAAAAACAUGAUGACUGCAAAAUUCACAGAACCUACAUCUAGUGAUGUUAAAGUUGUGACAUUUUGCAUUUUAUACAAUGGCGUUGGUGAAUUCCUUGGAGUAAUCCUAAGGCACGAGAAGUUGGGGCUUGGGCCUAUAGUAUCAUUUAGAUACUUAUUUAAAGCCAGUAAGGUAUUUCCCACCUGUCAUUUAAUUGCACUGUAAAUGCCAUAAAAUAUUUAGCAAUCCAUAUGUGACAAAGCAUAUUAAUGCUAUUAAUGCACUCAUACCUAUUCAGAGAAAAAUUGAAUUCUUUUGGUUCUUUCGCUAGUUGCUUUAUGUUGCACAUAAUUAAACAAACCACAACGCAAAAAAUCUGAGCCCUGAGCAGUGUUCAGGGCUGAAAACAUCCUCGUGAAACUCAUAUACAUUGCUCAGAAAUAUGGAAACAGAAAAAGGAAAUAAAUGAUUAGACCUUUACAGUCUCCUCCAAAAGUAUUGUAAGAGCAAGGCCAAUUCUUUUCUUUUUGCUGUAAAAUGAAGACAUUUGGGUUUGAGAUGAAUAUGAGAUGAUAGAUCAGAAUUCCAGCUUUCAUUUCCUGAUACCUACAUCUAGACGUGUUAAACAACAUAGAAAAUGGCACCUUUGGUUUGAAGCCACCCAUGUUCAAGUGAUCAAAAACAUGUGAACAUGUGACUGACAGGUGUUUCUUGAUGCCCAGGUGUGUCCUGUUAGACUGAUUGUUUAACCGUUUAAUAGCUCUGAAUGUCUACUCUUGGUGUGAGCUCUGGAUUUCACCUGUGAAGACUGCAUUUGUUGUUUGUCCUGAAAAAGAAAGAAACCAGUGGUGUACUAACAACCAGACAUUGAACAAGUCAGCCAAGCUAAACAACAGCAGUUGAUGACAGAAACAUUGUGAGAGCUUUGCAUGAAAACCCAAAAACAACAGUCAGUGACAUCACCAACAACCUCCACAGGGCAGGGGUGAAGGUAUCACAAUCCACUUUUUGAAGAAGACUUCAAGAGCAGAAAUAUAGAGGCCACACCACAAGAUACAAACCUCUCAUCACCAGUAAGAGUCAGAAGGCCAGACUGAAAUUCACAGAGAAAUACAGAGAUGAGCCACAUCUGGAACCAAGAUGAACCUCUACCAAAGUGAUGGAAAGACCAAAGUGUGGAGAAAGAAAGGAUCUGCUCAUGAUCCAAAACAUACAAGCUCAUUGUUCAAGCAUGGUGGAGGUAGUGUCAUGGCUUGGGCUUGCAUGGCUGCUUCUGGAACAGACUCACUAAUCUUUAUUGAUGAUGGAGCUCAUGAUGGUAGCAGCAGAAUGAAUUCAGAAAUCUACAGAAACAUUCUGUCUGCUAAUUUACAGAGAAAUGCAUCCAAUCUUCAUCAUGCAGCAAGACAACGACCCAAAACACACUGCAACACAACAAAGCACUUCAUCAGGGGGAAAAGUGGAAAGUUUUAGACUGGCCAAGUCCAUCAGCAGACCUUAACCCAACUGAGCAGCAUUUCACCUCCUGAAGAGGAGACUGAAGGGAGAAACCCCCCAAAACUAACAACAACUGAAAGAAGCUGCGCUGGAAAAGCAGCACAAAAGAAGAAUGCAGCAGUUUGGUGAUGUCAGUGGGUCGCAGGAUUGAUGCACCUAAAAAUUGGGUAGUCUGCCACCAAACCCAAAUGUCUUCAAUGCAUAGCAAAAAGAAAAGAAUUGGCUUUGCCAUUCCAAUCCUUUCAGAGAGGACUGUAAAUAAAUAAAUAAAUAGUCUAAAACAUUUUGUGUGUUGCAUCCAGCAUUUUUUGCGUCUUGCAAUUCACAAAAAAAUCUACAAAAAAACACCGUAUUUCUGAUUGACUUCCUGCAGUGAGUUGAUUCAUAGUCAAAUCACUUUUUCUCAGUUCACUUAGAAGCGGACAGAGACCACCUCGCAUCGAUGUGAAAGAACCCUGAGGAAGUUCAAUUGAUUGCCAACAUCCAGCCAGUUCUCUCCUUCUACAUGUGCUUAGUGUUCUCCUGCUGUUAAUUAAAGUAAUACAGUACGAGCAGCUCACGUUCUGAUACGUUAUCGUUUCUAUAGUAACAGCUCGUUGACAGAGACGUGUACAGCGCACGCUCCACUAAUAAUAAAUGGAUUUAAGAAAUCAUUGAUAUGGUGAAGUUUUCUGUAAGGAGAUGUUUAUUUAACAUUGAUGGAAGGAGUCUCCAGUGUCAGCGCUUUGUAACAGUCAGAGGUAAAGCUGUAACUUUAAGUUUUUCAACAUUUUCAGGACAGAGGAGUUUACGCUUUGUGGUUUUUCUGUGACAUGACGAGCUAUGUUUUUUUGUCUUAUUAACUUCAAAAGAGAGAAAAAAGGGACGCUGGUGAGGGAACGCUUAAACGUAACUAUAAAUUGAUAGGUUUUUUUUAUGACAUGUUCUUUAAAAAUAACCCAUUGUAAUCGAGGCUAAAUUGCUGUGGUAUCAGAGCGCUUGGGGACGUUCAGUUAUAGGAGCUUCUGGGUGGUAACAGUAACUCAGCUUUAUCACACCACACCACUGUUGAUUGUUUUACUGUAACAGCACAACUUAGAGUGUUUUAUUAUUUACUUAUCUCUACUGUUCUCAGCCAAGGCAUGGCGAUUCGUAUGAGAAAUAUCAUUUUUAAAAAUGUAGUCAUAUGAUUUAGUUUUGACCUUUACAUUAUCACAUGCAUUAAAAUUCACAGAAACUCACUGAAUUUA
This is a messenger RNA of Pangasianodon hypophthalmus (striped catfish), 6642 nucleotides long. RefSeq names its product wingless-type MMTV integration site family, member 6b (gene wnt6b). Gene Ontology annotation, cellular component: extracellular region. NCBI's taxonomy places the organism in Eukaryota, Metazoa, Chordata, Actinopteri, Siluriformes, Pangasiidae. The record is from RefSeq and is a predicted model, not a curated record. Gene Ontology annotation, biological process: cell fate commitment; canonical Wnt signaling pathway; neuron differentiation. The transcript is spliced from 4 exons. Gene Ontology annotation, molecular function: frizzled binding; cytokine activity. The coding region runs from base 353 to 1414 and encodes 353 amino acids.